CCUCAGUUAGAGUCCGCCUUUUGUGGUGAUCACUGCUCGAACACCCGAACAUGACGCGAUCUUCGCCAGCUUGGUGUGCUGGCCAGGCCUGGCUCGUCUGGCUUUUGGCAUCCAUCUGGAUACGCACGUGUCUCGCGCAAUUUGCAGUCUCCUCGUCCUCCGCCGGCGGAGCUGUUGCCUCCGCCGGUGGCGUCACUGUGGUGGCCCAGCUGCCCGGUUUCGGAGUUAUCAAUGGACUGAUCAAUGCCAUGCACAACAACAACCGCUUCAACCAGCAGCCGCAGUUCGAGAGACUGCAGCAAGGAAGGCCGGGGAUGGGUCCGAAUCGAGGAGGAAUGCACAGACCAGGAUUUGCACCACCCAACCGUCAGCAACCGACGCCUCCUGGCUGGCCACCCGGCUGGCAGUGGGGAGCCGGUGGAAAUCAGAAUCAACCCGGAUUUGACUGGGUUCAAACAGGAUUUGCACCAGGCUGGAAUGGAGGUGGAGGGCAAGGACCAGGAUGGAAUGGUCCAGGAUGGAACGGAGGCGGUGGAAGAGGACCUCCACCAAGACCAGGUUUUAACGGCGGCGGACCACCGCCGCCAAGACCAGGAUGGAACGGCGGCGGGCCACCACCACCGAUGCCAGGCUGGAAUGGAGGAGGGCCACCGCCACCAAGGCCAGGAUGGAAUGGCGGAGGACCUCCGCCACCAAGGCCAGGCUGGAAUGGAGGGAUGGAACAGGAAUGGGAUAACUAUCCACGCCUCCCCGAUCAGCCGGAUCCCAAUGAUCCAAACACGAAUUGGAAUCCAGAUAAUGAGUCUAGCACCACUCCACAAACGCCAAUACCAGGACCCAUCUUUCCAACGACAACACCUAAGCCAGAGCCCACCUUUCCCACGAUCCAGCCACGUCCAACCGCUCAGCCAACGAAGGAUACGCUCAUAAUAGGAACCAAUCGACCGCCGUUGGUGCCGCCCCAUAAUCCGGAUCCACCCACGCCCACUUUUCCCACUUGGAUCGUGCCGGAGCCAUUGCCAAAACCAUUGGACGAACUCUCCGAAAAUCGUGCUAUUAUAUUCCCCAGCUCUAGCAAAUAUAUCCAUGUGCCAAACCCGGAGGUUCCCUCAAUUCCCAUUGAUGUGAGACGAAGAUGAAUCUUCUAAGAGGGAGUUCCCCGAUUCACACUUGUUGUAUAUAUAUUCGUAGACCAUUGUUCAAUUGCUCCACCCGAGAUCGUCUUUGUCAUAAGUUCAAAACAGGUUCUAAAAGCUCGUUGGAAAUAAACGAAAUUUUAAUAAAUU
Messenger RNA from Drosophila melanogaster (fruit fly), 1286 nucleotides. RefSeq lists its product as uncharacterized. Bases 51 to 1139 code for a protein of 362 amino acids. NCBI's taxonomy places the organism in Eukaryota, Metazoa, Arthropoda, Insecta, Diptera, Drosophilidae. The transcript has a single exon. The record is from RefSeq and is marked reviewed.